CGCGCGCGACGCGCGAGACCGGCGACGCGCGAAACCGGCGACGCGAUCCGCGCGCGGCGUGAGAACGUUCCGCGAACGACGCGUGCGAACUUUCGACGCGUGCGAACGACGCGAGCGAACUUUCGACGCGUGAGAGUCGCGAGCGAGGACGAAAGCGCGCGGGAAAAGCGGCAUGACGUCGUCUUCGAAGGGCUCGCGCGAUGGUGGCGUCGCGCGGCGCGUCGCGGUGUUCGCCGCGACGGCGAUCGUGGCGUACGCGGUGGCGGGCGUGGCGACGACCAGAGAGGGACUGGCGCGAGUGGUGCUCUCGACGACGAAGACGAACGAUGGACGCGCGCCGAUGUGGGCGAAGGAAGGACACGCGCCGCUGAAGGCGUUCUUCAACGAUGCGAUGGCUGACGCGCCGACGGGAUUGACGCGCGACGAGCGCCGCGCUGCGCGGGCGCUGCGCGCCGCGCGCAAAGCGGCGCGCGCCGGCAACGGGCAAUCGGAGACGACGUUCACUCUUUCAAAGUCGUGGAAGUUGCAUCGCUUGGCCAAGCUCGGGAUCACGGAGGUAUUGACGGAUGAUGACGAAGAGCCGAACGCGCUCUCCGAUGUGUCGUUCACGAGCGCGCAGACCAAGGGCGCGCAGACGGCGUUUGAUUUCUCGGAGGAGGAAGCAGAAGCCGCACCACAAAAUCAAACUGAAGAUUUUCUCGCGGACAAUUACGACGCUGAAGAAAAGAUCGAGACUAGCGUUGAUUCGGUGAUUACCUCGUCGCCGGAUGCGGUGUUUGCGGCACAGUUUGGGAAUCACACAUGUGUACAACAGUGCGCCGACGACGCCGACGUCGCGCAAAUCAUCGGCGGUUCCGGCUGCACUGCGCUUCAAGCGAACGACAACGUUUUCAAGUGCUUGAACGAAAAGUGUUCAUGCGAGGAAGCCGUGGCUUUACACGAAACUUUGCUCUACGUUUGUGACGCGAAUGAGGUUGGGAAGAACUUUUCAUUCGUUCGACUCAACCAAUUCUACGUCGACACUUUGGAUGACGCGAUCGACGAGUGCCAGGUCACCGAUCUUCUUGACUCAGUCGUUUCUUCUCAGAACACGUACUGCGACAGUAACGAAGAUCAAGACUCGACUAUCUCGAAUGUCACCGCCGCUGCGCUGGGUCAAGGAUGCCACCGCGGCGGCGACCGCCCAAAGGUGGCCAAUUGCAUAGUCCACAAGUACUACUUUGCACGCUGCGACUACUGGGCCGGUUGCAGACGCGGAUGCAACUCCUGGGAUUAUCCCAUCCGUUGGAAGCAUUGCGGCUGGUGCUGUCAUCGAUGUGUAAACUUCCCGUGCGGGGUGCAUUGCCGUUGUAGAUGUCGGCGCUGGCGCUGUCGCUGCAGCUGCCACACGAGAUGGUGCCGUCGUUGCUGGCAUUUACCAACGUAUCGACCGAGGUGCCGCAAGGAUAGAUAUUAUCGGCAAAAUAAAUGCGAUAUUUGCUCGCCCGGCUACCGCGUAACACGCAAUGGACGAUGUCAACUUUACGGAUGGAUUCAAGCCAUAGUCGACGGCAUCAACGCCGUGAAGCAAGGGAUCAAAUACAUCAAAAAUGUCAUCCCGAACACAAUUGACAACAUUAAGAACAUGUUCACGAACGUCAAGACGCAAGCGAAUACGGCGGUUACGAAACUGACAGAGCUCGCCGAUCAAAUCGCGCAGAAAGUGACGGAUCUCGCCGAUGAAGUGGUUUCCAGUGUCAUCUUCAUCAAGCCGGCGACUUUCUUGCAAGCAAUCGAGAGCGCCCUCCUUUCGUGUGACAACGCUCAAUCCGCGCUCGGCUCCACCAAAAUCAGCGCACAUGAAGCAACGUCCCUUGGAUUGCUCGAUCCGGCGAAUUCACACGUGCUUGAGGAAAAGCUUGGUGAUAUUUUUGGCAAAUCCCGUAGCGGAGUUUCUCCCAUCCAAGAAUGGCGGUCUGAUGAUACGUCUUCGCUCGGAGUCGGACAGUGUGUGGCUCAUUGCGGCGCUGGGAUGUGUCUGCCCACGACAAUACCGGCAAUGACAUACGAAACGCCUGAUCACGGUAUGCCCUUUCCGGAUUCUAUCCAUUUGGUCAAAUAUAAGCCGGACGCGGUGAUCGUCAACGUGGCGGCGAACCCCGUCUCAGUAUGCGUCAAGAUGACGGAAUUCAGCAUCCCUACGACCGCCGCCGAAUCAAUCGUCAAUGCUCUGGUUGAUCAAAUCAAACCAAUCCUACUCGCUGGCGUCGAUGAAGUCAAACAGUGGGGGAAGAACGCCGCAAAAGGCAUGAAAAACGCAGCCGUCGCCGUCGAAGACGGCGCAAACGACAUGGCUGGAUUUGUCCAAGGGAUCCCGGAUAAGCUCAACAAUCUGGUAGGUCGACGUCGGUUACUCGCCGAUGCCACGCCGUCAGACCAAGAUCUCAUCGACGUCUCGUUCGCGCUCGGUCGUCUGAUGGCUCAGCAAAACAGGCUUCGUGAAAAAACCGAAGCAGACGUCAGGCUCUCCUUGGAUGAGCUCCGAGCGAGGCUCCAAGCGCUUCCGCACUUUUCGCACGCUCAUCCGACGCACAAGGGCGCGGCAAAUCACGCAACGGCCAAUCUUGGUGGUAAUUUUCUCAGUGACGCGAGCGACGGACUCGUGAACGCGAUGAAGCUCGCCUUCCAAGACAUGAAGAACAUGAAGAUGAUUGCUCGCUCGACACUGGUCUUGGAUUUGAACGUCGAGUUCAACACCGAUGCGACUGCCUAUCGUUUCGACGAUCUCUUGAACAACGGUGAAGGGUACACGAUGAUGAUCGAUCAAAGCAUCCCGAUCGGUCUGGGGUUCACCAUCGCCAUCACCGGUCGGCUUGAUGUUAAGAUGCCUUACUACUUCAUCGCAGAAAGUGCCGGUAACUUUGCCUACAACGUGGCGUCGAACGAUUUCUGGGUCGAGUUCGGCUCCGACGAAGGUAGCGGCGUGCUGAGACUUAACGACAACCCGCAGGUGACUAUCACGCCGUCUGGCACUGGGCAAAGCUCGGUAUCGUUUAAGGUAUCGACUACUCUUCGUGCGAGUGAUUUCAAGGUUUCCGUGUGCUUUGGCGACAUCAUUUGCUCUGGCAUCGAGGCGCAGUUCUUCCAAAGUGUCAGCGCUGGCGCGGACAGUCUAUCGGCUACGACGGAUGAGGAAUGUUUCAAUGGCGCGACGGAAUUCAAAGCCAUGUUCGCCGACACCUUCACCGGGUAUUACGACGAAAACAGCGGCGAGUGCCGACUGCGCCAACGCGGCAGCAUCAACGCCGCCGGUCAAUACGUCGAAAUCCCCAAACCCGAUGUUAACGUUGCCUUCACCACCGUCGUGCUCGGUGACAAGGAUUGUGUCAGUCCCGUCUCGCUCUACGAAUACUCCGCCCGCGAGUCUUGGCUCUCGGACGCACAGAUGGCUACUUUAACCAGCAAAACGUGCGCGGCGCCGGCUGACGGCGACGGCGACUUUGUCACGUCGUCGUGUUCGGCAUGCGACACCGCCCGCGCGCAGGGCUGCCACUCAUAGCGUUGUGACGCACAAUUUUCACACGCGCAAAGAUCUCGAUUGCGCUUUUCAUUUCGUC
This is a messenger RNA of Ostreococcus lucimarinus CCE9901, 3596 nucleotides long. RefSeq lists its product with no specific name. The record is from RefSeq and is a predicted model, not a curated record. Lineage: Eukaryota; Viridiplantae; Chlorophyta; Mamiellophyceae; Mamiellales; Bathycoccaceae. The transcript has a single exon. Bases 173 to 3538 code for a protein of 1121 amino acids.